AUGGGGGCUCGGAUCAGUAAGGAACCAGUUGAGCCUCCUGCCAACUGGCCCCCCGAUGCGGUGCAGCCUUAUGAGGACCCUUUUCCCGUUUAUAUCGUUUCGCAAUCCCGGUUUUAUUCUUUGGUUCAACAGGCCUCAUUAUGGGGCGACUACUUUGUGCUGCAUGACCAACGACCAGAAGACACGUUCCGGAAGAAGCACAUCGCGACUGCGAAAGCCAAGUGGGACGCUUCGCAGGGUUUGGACUGGGCGUGGGACGUGACGGUGCUGAUCUACUCGAGUUCGCAUAAGGACCCGGCUAUCCAGGAGUUGGUCGACGCGUUAGUGAGUGCGGAAUAUCCGCCGGCUGCGGUGUACAUUUUGGAGGGAGGCAUGAGUGCGUUUCUGAAGCGGUACAAGGCGCUGUCCAGCGGGAGUGCGUUGUCGGACUCACUACCGGGUCCGGUUGAGUUGAUUCCACCUACGCCGACACACGUCGGUACCUACGCCAUCCAUCGCGUGCAUUUCAUGCGCAGCAAAAACUUCACAUCACGAUUAAAUAUCGGAACCAUCAUCAACAUUAGCGCGCGCCGGCUCUUCGUCAAGACGCCAGGCAUCAGUCUCGAAAACACCAGCUUUAGCUCUUCCCCCGCACCUGACGACUUUGUAGUCGUUAUCUACUGCAAAUACGCCAACGAAAAACUCGCCAAAAAAGGCAAAAAGAACAUACUCAUUAUCGACGAACCAGGCUGUGAUUACGCCACCAUCCUCGCAGGCUGGCACCUCAUCAAGUAUCGAGACAUACCUCCAGACACAGCCAUAGAAAGCAUCACCAUGCGGAACGGCUUCCUAGACACUUGGUACACGGAUGUCCUCACCGAGUGGUGCUCUUAA
Messenger RNA from Gregarina niphandrodes, 873 nucleotides. RefSeq lists its product as hypothetical. The record is from RefSeq and is a predicted model, not a curated record. Bases 1 to 873 code for a protein of 290 amino acids. Lineage: Eukaryota; Apicomplexa; Conoidasida; Eugregarinorida; Gregarinidae. The transcript is spliced from 2 exons.